Messenger RNA from Prunus avium (sweet cherry), 1164 nucleotides. RefSeq names its product 2-oxoglutarate (2OG) and Fe(II)-dependent oxygenase superfamily protein. NCBI's taxonomy places the organism in Eukaryota, Viridiplantae, Streptophyta, Magnoliopsida, Rosales, Rosaceae. The record is from RefSeq and is a predicted model, not a curated record.
AGAGAGAGAGAGAGAGAGAGAGAGAGAGAGAGAGAGAGAGAGUAGUUUCUUCACCGCCAUGGCAACAGACUUCAAGUCCAUACCCAUAAUCGAUAUUGGUCCCCUUUUGGCCAAGUGUGAUGAUCCCAAAAUGGGUCAAGACUCUGGUGUUGCUCAAGUUGUCAAACAAUUAGAUCAAGCUUGUAAAGAGGCUGGCUUUUUCUAUGUGAAAGGCCAUGGUAUUCCUGAGACUAUACUCAAACAAGUCAAGAAUCUGACACGCAAGUUUUUUGAGCUUCCAUAUGAAGAAAAACUCAAAAUCAAGAUGACUGCAGAUAGGGGAUACAGGGGAUAUCAGAGAAUUGGGGAGAACAUAACCAAAGGUGUACCUGACAUGCAUGAAGCCAUUGAUUGCUAUAAAGAACUGAAACCAGGGAUGUAUGGAGAUCUUGGAAAACCUAUGGAAGGAUGUAACCAAUGGCCAAUUCAGCCCACAAACUUCAAGAUGCUGAUGGAGGAAUAUGUUAGCCUCUGCACAGAACUUUCAAGAAAUAUAAUGCGUGGAAUCGCUUUAGCACUGGGUGGUUCACCAUAUGAAUUUGAAGGUGAAAGAGCUGGAAAUGCAUUUUGGGUGAUGCGGCUCAUUGGUUACCCGGGUGUACACUCUGCUAAUGGCUCAGACAUUCCAAAGGACGUUGGAUGUGGAGCUCACACUGAUUAUGGUUUGUUGACAUUGGUUAAUCAGGAUGACGAUAUAACUGCACUUCAGGUGAGAAACCGUUCGGGCGAGUGGAUAUCAGCUCCUCCUGUUCCCGGAACAUUUGUCUGCAAUAUUGGAGACAUGUUAAAGAUUUACUCAAAUGGUUUAUAUGAGUCCACUUUGCAUCAAGUUAUCAACUCCUCCCCAAAAUACCGGGUCUGUGUGGCAUAUUUCUAUGAGACAAAUUUCGAUACAGCAGUGGAGCCUCUGGAUAUUUGUAAAGAGAGGACAACUGGAGCUAAGAAAUUUGAAAGAGCUGUUUACGGAGAACAUUUGGUUAAAAAAGUCCAAACAAACUUCGUUUAUUAGUUGAAAUUUAGUGUAUAAAACAAUAAGUCAUUAUUGUAUCGAGUCAAUGAGCUCGGGUAAUUUGGUGAAACUAGUUUUCUUCUCGGUUUCUUUUAAGAAAAUAUUCGUUGGUUUCA